This is a messenger RNA of Neogale vison (American mink), 1170 nucleotides long. RefSeq names its product transmembrane protein 202-like. Lineage: Eukaryota; Metazoa; Chordata; Mammalia; Carnivora; Mustelidae. Bases 1 to 1170 code for a protein of 389 amino acids. The record is from RefSeq and is a predicted model, not a curated record. Gene Ontology annotation, cellular component: plasma membrane. The transcript has 5 exons.
AUGGAAAGAAGGAAAGGACAUACCAUGGCCUUCCACAGUAUUUACAGUUCCAGCAUCCUGGGUUACCCAACAUACAGGCCAAUUCUCCCCUACUGCAUGCACCGCUUCUCUUCUCUGUCACCAUACCAGCGACAGCUUCUGGAGAAGACCCAAAGCUACAUUCGCAUGUUCUGUGCUGGCCUCUUGGGCUUCAUCUUUGUCCUGCUGCUGUCCUUGUCCUCUUUACAUUGGGUGAAGUUCAUGGUAUUGAAAGACAAGAAGACACUCUUUGCAGGGCUCUGGACAGUGUGUCACCAUGAUCUCUGCUGGAGCCAUGUGCCAAAGGCACCCUACUACCUCCAAUUCUCCAGGGCCUUCUUCCUCAUCUCUGCCCUCAUCACCCUCACUAUUAUUAUGUGGCUCAGCAUCUCUCUCAUCAAAGGGCCAGGAGACAAAACCUACAUAGAUCUGGGCAUAUCCAUCUUCUCUUUCAUCUCAGGCACCUGCCUACUCCUCUGCCUCAUCUUGUUCCUGAUGCAAGUCAAAUUGUACAGUAGGAACGUCUUGAAGCCCCAUUUCCUAUUAGUCUACCGCCUCAAUUGGUGGAGCAGUAUCUUCUACAUGAUAGCUGGGUUCCUCUCUGGACUCAAUUAUAUAAGUUCCCGAGUUACCCCUCCAGAUCAAAAUCUCCUUGUGAUCCCUAUUUCAAGAACAAGGAUAGGAAGUGUAGCCACAGUACAGCUGGGGCUAACUGAAACAAAUGUAGGUGCUUCUACACAAAUGAGCCAGGUACUAGAAAGACAGUCAGGUUCAGUGUUACAAUCAAAGGUCCAUAGAACGGGGACUCAAACAGAGGUAGGGACCCAGACAGAGCCAGUGACAGAGACAAAGACAGUAGCCCAAAAAGUGCUAGGAACUCAGACCGAAUCAGAGGUUCGGGCUGAGUCAAGGACCCAGGCAGAGCCAGAGAUAGGAAAUGAAUCAGUAAUAAGAGAUGCGUUGACAGAGUUCACUACUGAGAUAGAAUCAAUUGAUGCAGUAGAGCCAAGACCUGAGGUGGAGAUAAUUGGAAGUGUGACUGGUGAUAUGCUAAGCAGUAGCCUUGAGGGUAAUGGAAACAGAAUGACCCAAGUCAAGGAUUGUGAGGACAGAGAGUCAGCUGAGAAAAAUGAGGAUAAGACAAAAAAUUAA